GAAGACCGGCUGAAGAUGCCCUACACAGAUGCCGUAGUCCAUGAGAUCCAGAGGGUGACGGACAUCGUCCCCCUGGGAGUGCCCCACACGGUGAUCCGGGACACUCAGUUCCGGGGGUACCUUCUGCCGAAGGGCACGGACAUCUUCCCCUUGCUUGGCUCGGCCUUAAGGGACCCCAAAUACUUCAGCGACCCCGAGAACUUCAAUCCCGGACACUUCCUGGACGAGAACGGCCGUUUUAAGAAGAACGAGGCUUUUGUGCCGUUUUCCUCUGGGAAGCGCGUCUGCCUGGGGGAAGCCAUGGCUCGGAUGGAGCUCUUCCUCUACUUCACCACCCUGCUGCAGAACUUCUCACUGAAGUCGCCUCUGCACCCCAAGGACAUCGACGUCUCCCCCAAAAUGAGCGGCUUUGGGAACAUCCCCCCCGUCUACCAGCUGAGCAUGCUGCCCCGCUGCCCCUGGGCCUCUGCUGCCUCUCUCUAG
Molecule: messenger RNA, 483 nt
Organism: Notechis scutatus (mainland tiger snake)
Lineage: Eukaryota; Metazoa; Chordata; Lepidosauria; Squamata; Elapidae
Source: RefSeq, a predicted model, not a curated record